Molecule: messenger RNA, 328 nt
Organism: Cuscuta epithymum
Lineage: Eukaryota; Viridiplantae; Streptophyta; Magnoliopsida; Solanales; Convolvulaceae
Source: the annotation of a GenBank genome assembly
GAAUGUUGAAAAUAAACACUGGAUCUUGUGUGAGGUGAAUUUGGAGGAGGUCGUGGUUAAAGUUUAUGAUUCCUUGAAGACUUCCCGAAGUAAAUGGUAUGCAUUUGAUCUGUGCUCGAGGCUUCCUUAUCUACUACAAGAGAUUCAACAUGACCUCCCACGUCCCUUACACCUUAGACCAUGGGAGGCAGUGGCUGUUGAUGGGGUUCCACAACAAGGAAUAGGGAGUGGAGUAUGCGGUGUUAUGGUUAUGGCGUUUGCUGAACAUUUGAUGCACGACCUCCCCUUAACACCCGGGUGUGAGUACGAUAACUGCCGCACAAUACGA